Ceratotherium simum simum (southern white rhinoceros) is the source of this 444-nucleotide messenger RNA. The record is from RefSeq and is a predicted model, not a curated record. Lineage: Eukaryota; Metazoa; Chordata; Mammalia; Perissodactyla; Rhinocerotidae.
CAGAGUUCGUCACCGCGGACCGCUCCCUUCACGCUUCCUUGCAGCCCCGGCUCUGAGUCCAGCCCUCAGCCAUGGCGUGCCCCCUGGAUCAGGCCAUUAGCCUCCUCGUUGCCAUCUUCCACAAGUACUCCAGCAGGGAUGGUGACAAGAACACCCUGAGCAAGAGUGAGCUGAAGGAGCUGAUCCAGAAGGAGCUCACCAUUGGCCCUGAGCUGCAGGAUGCGGAAGUUGCAAAGCUGUUGGACGACCUGGACCAGAACAAGGACCAGGUGGUGAACUUCCAGGAAUAUGUCACCUUCCUGGGGGCUUUGGCGAUGAUAUACAAUGAAGUCCUUAAGGGCUGAAAAUAAAUUGGGAAGGUGGAGACACACUCUCGAGGGCCUGUCUGAGUCAAAUCCAGUGGUUGUUAAUUGUACAAUAAAUAUUUUCUUUUGGUCAAAUCUA